UCUCUUCGAGGAAGUGAAACCACUGUGAUGUAUUUUUACAUUUUGAGGUGCCAGAGCAAAAUGGAGCACUACAGGCAGGAGAGAAAGGUUGCUGAGAAGAGCUGCUGUUACGGGGAAGGGGAAAAACCCAUAUUCACUCUGUGAUAGCUUCUGACAGUGUUUCAAAGCACAUGAUAAAGCGUGCAGUGGAUUUACUGGAAUAAAUAAGCCAUAGGCAAGUCUUCACCUUGGGUAUUUUGCUUCUCUUUCUGCUGUCAGCAUUAACAACUGCAAUUACUUUAGAUGAGCAAUGGCCACAGAUGUCUUCAACUCCAAAAGUCUGGCCAUUCAGGCCCAGAAGAAGAUCCUUGGAAAAAUGGUGUCCAAAUCAAUCGCAACUACUUUGAUCGAUGAUACAAGCAGUGAUGUUUUAGAUGAGCUUUACAGAGUAACAAAGGAAUAUACACAAAAUAAAAAGGAAGCAGAGAAGAUCAUCAAAAACCUCAUUAAAAUAGUCCUCAAAUUGGCAAUUCUCUACAGGAACAACCAGUUUAAUCAGGAUGAAAUAGCAUUGAUGGAGAAAUUCAAGAAGAAGGUUCAUCAGCUGGCUAAGACCGUGGUCAGUUUCCAUCAGGUGGAUUAUACCUUUGACAGGAACUUUUUGUCCAAACUGUUAAAUGAUUGCAGAGAGCUACUCCAUGAAAUCAUUCAGCGUCACCUAACUGCAAAGUCACACGGACGUGUCAACAACGUGUUUGAUCACUUCUCUGAUUGUGAAUUUUUGGCUGCCUUGUACAAUCCCUUUGGACCUUAUAAACACCAUUUGCAGAAGCUUUGUGAUGGGGUCAACAAAAUGCUAGAUGAGGGGAACAUAUAAGUACUUGUAUUAGAGGUGACUGCCCAUGAAUUAUUUGUAGAUGGAACACUGUUGAUUUAUGAAGGAAUAAGGGAGCAUGCAAAGAGGGGGUUUUUUACAUAUUGACAAAUAUUUCCAAAUAUUUCCAAAUGUCUUUAUUAAUUGAUUUCUUAUUAUGAACUAUGUGUUGCUAUUCACAGUCCAUCUGGAAGAAAGACUGUGCAGGACUAUUUUUACUAUGCUUUGCCUAUGGAAACAGCUUGAUAAAGACAAUCAAACAGAAUGAUCCAAGUAGAGUAAGAGUCUUGCAAGAUAGAUACACAAACCAAAACAAUAUGCUGUCAGACAAUCAGCAUCUUUCAUAGAUUUACAGAAUUAAUUCUAAACUAUCAGAGUCCAGUAAUGUUGGUAACAGACUAUCCUGGUGAUGGUACACUCUGUAAUUUUUUUCACUUGUAAAAUAGAUAUAUUUGAUUCAUUUAUAGUCUUUUGUGCUCUCUGCACAGAUCACAGCUUCCUAGUAUUGCCAUUAUGAAGCACUGAAUUUAAAUAAUAUCAACGAUGCUGUCACGUAAGAGUCUUAACAGCAGGCUUGUGCAUCGCCAGCUCAGAGAUGAAAAAUUCCUGUCUGGAAAGAAGGAUCUGCCAAAUAUAGAUCCUUAUAGACCUGCACAGAUGCUUGCUUACUUUGAUUAUAUGGGGAUUAUUUGAGGAAUAAGCUACAGUAAAGUAGCCGAACUGGGGAAGAGUAUUCCCUAGAAACCACCUGCAGUACCUAAUUUUAACUCUGCCUGUGAUAAGGUAAAACACAGUGACUUCUCUGUGCAAUUCCUUGAGAUAUUUAGAAUUCUGCUACUAGAAUCAUAGAAUCAGUCAUUUGGGUUGGAAGGGUCACAAUUCUUUUUGGAAAGGUGUGAGUCAGUGUAUUUUAUAUGCUAGUCUGAUGUGUAUGAUGAUGUGAAUUGACUAAGGUUGAUCAUCUGAAAAUAAAUUCCAGCCAAUUUGCUUUCUGUACAAUGAAACUAGAAACAGAAAUUAGUUUUAUCAUUGUGUUAUAUACUAUUUAACUAAUGGAAAAAUGGAAUUUUGAAUAAUUUUUUUUCUUCUUUUCUCACUUCCUACUUUUUAUCCUUCUUCUUCUCCUUCAUCUUCUCUCUGCCUUGACAUUGGGGAUAAAAAAAUGUGACUUUCUAGACACUGUAAUGUACUUUAGAGCAUGAAGUUAAUACAUUUCAAACAGCCGAAGACUUUUUGUUAGGAAGCAUAUACAGAAUUUGCUGUUUAUUUAAUUGCCAGUGUUUUUGCUGUUUGCUGUGUCCUUUUGUUUUAAUGAGUAAACCAAAGAAUAUUUGCACUCCAAAAUUUU
Molecule: messenger RNA, 2201 nt
Organism: Manacus vitellinus (golden-collared manakin)
Lineage: Eukaryota; Metazoa; Chordata; Aves; Passeriformes; Pipridae
Gene: TNFAIP8
Product: TNF alpha induced protein 8
Exons: 2
Coding region: 290-856 (188 amino acids)
Biological process (GO): regulation of apoptotic process
Cellular component (GO): cytoplasm
Molecular function (GO): cysteine-type endopeptidase inhibitor activity involved in apoptotic process
Source: RefSeq, a predicted model, not a curated record